AUGACCAAGCAUGUGGCUAGCAAGUACUGCGACCCCUUGCAGCUUGGAACGUGGCAUCUUCCUCAGGUUGCAAAAGCUCGCAAAAACACAGAGACAGUGUCGUGCGCAGCUCCUGGCCUGGAGCCUGGUGGUUGCCCGUUGCACGGUUCUGCAGAGUUCAACGAGCCGGCUGACUUCGUGGAGCUGCAGAUGGACAGUGCCUUCCCUGAGGGAAAGGGCACUGCCGCGGCAGCUCCCGAAACGUUCGACAUCUUCCUUGACCGCGCACCAGGAACCUACUUCGGCGUGGACCUUUCGAGCGCAGGGAAGGCGUGUGUUGUCACCAGUGUCACCACAGACGGCCUGAUCGCAGAUUGGAACGCCAAGUGCAGCGAAGAAUCGAAAGUGCAGAAGUAUGACAGGCUCUACGCAGUGAAUGGCCAGACAAGCGAGAAAAGCAAGGAGAUCUUGGACCUGCUGAAGUCUACACACAACAAGAUGGUCCUCACGUUCCAACGGGCGAUUGUGAGCGAGGUGAAGGUCCAGCGAGGUGCCCUCAACCUUGGCAUGCACUUGAAAGAUGGCCCCCACUUCCUUCUAGUCCUCGGCGUGGAGGAUGGGGUUGUCAAGGACUUCAACAAGACUGUGCCCACCGAGCAACAGAUUCAGCAAUCUGACAGAAUCAUUGGUGUAGAUGGCAUGGAGGGAGUCGGAGCGGCUCUCCUGGACAAGGUCAAAAACGCCGGCCCCGAAGUGACAUUGAAGGUCUUGGCUUGGAGGCCAUAA
This is a messenger RNA of Symbiodinium natans, 765 nucleotides long. Lineage: Eukaryota; Dinophyceae; Suessiales; Symbiodiniaceae. The record is from the annotation of a GenBank genome assembly.